GAUGGGGCUGUCACAAGACACGUGGUCUUGGUUACGCCACUGAGUGCCUUAUAGUGAAUGUCGGUCAGCCUGAAGUGAUACUCGCGUUUUCAAUUUUAAUUUUUUUUUUGGGGCUUUUACACUUUCUCCUUUACACCUAACUUAAAGGAGCAACACGGGAGAUUGCCCUAAACGUAAAUGUGGAAUAGUGAAAAUGUCAACUGUCACAAUCAGUGGAUUUGUUGAAGUUGAGCCAAAACGAGAGGAAGAAGAAGAAAGUGCAACCGUUAACGGCGACGUUUUAAUAAAGCACGAGGUUGCGACUGAGGAUAAUGGGAGUGCGAGUGGCAUCAAGAGUGAGCUCAAAGUUAAAAGGGAAACACAGCAGCAGGAAGGCGAAGUCGCCUCGUAUUUUAUUAAGCCUCUUUUGUUGUAUGAUGAAUGUAUGGAAGACAAAAGUAAUGUUCUUAACGUAGGGGUAAAUGAGUCUCUGCACACUGAUUUCCGGUGUUUUCAAUGUGAUUAUACAUCAAGUAUGAAAAAAAAUCUCAGGAAGCACAUCUUAAGGCACAUAACGCCGAGAAAUUUAAAAUGUGACCAUUGCAAUUAUUUAACGAACGACAAGGACAAUUUGAGACAGCACGUCAGGACGCACAACGCUAAAAAAGAAUACACAUGUUCCAUUUGUAGUUACGCCACAAAUGCCAAGCACUCCUACAGUCGACACCUCUUAAAACACAACGCUCUGAAAGACUUAAAAUGUGACCGGUGCGCUUACGCCACGCAUUCAAAGGGCAACUUAAAGCAACACCUACUAACUCACCGAAAUGAGAAGAGAUUUAAAUGUGACCAGUGCACUUUCGAAACUCACGUCGAAAUGUACCUGAAACGACACGCCCUCAAUCACAAACUAACCACUGACUUUAAGUGCUCGUACUGUCCCUACGCCACAAAUGUAAAAAAAAACUUCAAGAAGCACUUCUCGAAGCACACAAGAGAAAACUUAAAAUGUGAACACUGCGACUACACUACGAGCGUUCGCGAGAAUCUGAAGCAACACCUGCUGACUCACAGGGCGCUGAAGGACUUCGAGUGCGUGCACUGCGAGUUUCGAACGAACACCUUGAAGUACUUAAAGCAGCAUCUCGCGACGCACAAGAACUCGAAGGAGUUUAAGUGUUUCGGUUGCGAGUACAAGACUAGUGUAAAGGGACGUUUAAAGCGGCAUCUUUUAAGUCACCGAAUUUCCGCUGUGAAUGGGGUAGUUCCCAUAAAUUAAGUGCUUGAAAUUUAUAGCUAUCUAUUUUAUUUAAAUUUUGAUAUGUAUAUUA
This is a messenger RNA of Photinus pyralis (common eastern firefly), 1310 nucleotides long. RefSeq names its product RE1-silencing transcription factor-like. The record is from RefSeq and is a predicted model, not a curated record. Gene Ontology annotation, biological process: regulation of transcription by RNA polymerase II. Bases 194 to 1258 code for a protein of 354 amino acids. Gene Ontology annotation, cellular component: nucleus. Gene Ontology annotation, molecular function: RNA polymerase II transcription regulatory region sequence-specific DNA binding; DNA-binding transcription factor activity, RNA polymerase II-specific. The transcript has a single exon. NCBI's taxonomy places the organism in Eukaryota, Metazoa, Arthropoda, Insecta, Coleoptera, Lampyridae.